UGUGAUAUUUACAUUGGGAAUAUAUUUGACAAUGCUUACCGUAUGCUUCCAGCACCUCUUGUCAAGGUGUCCUCGAUUGUGGAAAAGGUAUUCGACGAGGAUGGGAUUCGAACCCACGCGUGCAGAGCACAAUGGAUUAGCAGUCCAUCGCCUUAACCACUCGGCCACCUCGUCUCAUGCACAGAUAGCCAGUUUCUCCUCAUCAGUGUUACACCUCAGACUAAAGAUGGUGGACUCCCAGUACUACCUCCCUAAUGACAUCGGCAUCUCUGCUCUUGACUGUGGCGAGGCCUUCCGUUUGCUUUCGCCUCAGGAGAAGAUGUACGCCCACUACCUAUCACGUGCUGCUUGGUAUGGUGGUCUGGCUGUGCUACUGCAGACGUCCCCAGAGUCGGCAAACAUCUUUGUUUUGCUGCAGAAGAUCUUCAGGAAGCAGACACCUGACCAGCUGGAACAGGUUGCUACUGCAGCUGGACUCAGCUCUGAGGAGUAUCAGGCCUUCUUGGUGUAUGCAGCAGGUCUGUAUGCCAAUAUGGGAAACUACAAGUCCUUUGGAGACACGAAGUUCAUCCCAAAUCUACCCAAGGACAAACUGGAAGCUCUGGUGAAGGCCAGCCAGGCGUUUCAGGAUCAGCCCAGUGAGAUGGAGGCUCUGUGGGACAGCUGCUCAUGUCUCCUCUACUCCCUGGAAGACAGACAGAAGCAGCUGGGGCUGGGUGACAAGGGAAUUACCACCUACUUCUCAGGAAACUGUUGUCUAGAUGAUGCUGAGCUGGCUCAGAAGUUCCUUGACUCAAAAAAACUGUCUGCCUACAACACACGCCUGUUUAAGAGGGAAAAUGGAGGCAAAGCCUGCUAUGAGGUUCGCUUGGCUUCAUCUGUGCAGAAAGACUGUGCAGUCGAUGGGGAAUGUGAAUCAUGCUGUGGUAGCUUUAACUUCGAAGACAAAGAGUUCACUGUCAAAAGAGGAGACUAUGCUCCUCUCAUGGAAAAGGUCUGCUAUUACCUCCAAAAAGCACAGGCGUAUGCAGCCAAUGAGAACCAGAGAAAGAUGCUCGAGGAGUACUGCCGCAGCUUCACCCUUGGCUCAAUUGAUGCCCAUAAAGAGGGUUCACGCUACUGGAUCAAAGAUAAGGGUCCAAUCGUCGAGAGUUACAUAGGUUUCAUAGAGAGCUACAGAGACCCAUUUGGAUCCAGAGGAGAGUUUGAAGGCUUUGUUGCGGUUGUCAACAAGGCAAUGAGUGAGCGUUUUGCUAAACUGGUGAGCUCAGCAGAAGUUUUGCUUCCUGAGCUUCCUUGGCCCAGAGAGUAUGAGAAGGACACUUUCCUGAAGCCCGAUUUCACCUCUCUGGAUGUUCUCACCUUUGCUGGCAGUGGAAUACCAGCCGGCAUCAAUAUCCCCAACUAUGAUGACAUCAGACAGUCAGAAGGCUUUAAAAAUGUGUCGCUAGGCAACGUGCUGGCUGUGGCCUAUGCUACACAAAAGGAAAAACUCACCUUCCUGGAGGAGGAGGACAAGGAUUUGUUCAUCAAAUGGAAAGGACCCUCGUUUGAGGUGCAGGUUGGGCUUCAUGAGCUUUUGGGUCAUGGAAGUGGCAAGCUGUUUGUCCAGGAUGAUAAAGGAAAGUUCAACUUUGAUCAGAGUAAGGUGAUCAACCCAGAGACUGGAGAACUGGUGUCCAGUUGGUAUCGGGGCAGUGAGACGUGGGACAGCAAAUUCUCCACAAUUGCCUCCUCUUAUGAAGAAUGCCGGGCUGAGUGUGUUGGACUCUAUCUGUGUCUCAACAAGCAGGUGCUCAGUAUAUUUGGACAUGAAGGCCAGGACGCAGAGGACGUUGUGUUCAUUAACUGGCUCAGCAUGGUGAGAGCUGGACUGUUGGGUCUGGAGUUUUACACACCUGAGAGCAAGAGCUGGCGACAGGCUCACAUGCAAGCUCGUUUCGUGAUCCUGCGUGUCCUGCUGGAGGCUGGGGAGGGUCUGGUCGGCCUGGAGGAAGUGACAGGAAAGGACGGCAAGCCUGACGCUCGAAUCACUCUGGACCGCAGCAAGAUUCACACUGUGGGGAAGAAUGCCAUCCACAGGUUCCUUCAGAAACUGCAGGUGUUCAAGUCUACAGCAGAUGUGGAGGGAGGUAGAGCAAUGUACAAUAGCUACUCCGCUGUCAGUGAUGGCGGUGCUUACAACUUCCUUCAACUACGCGAGACAGUGCUGCUGAGGAAAGAGGCUCGGAAGAUGUUUGUCCAGGCUAACUCCAGAGUUAAUGGUGACAGCGUUGAGCUGACUGAAUAUGAGGGCAGCGCAGCAGGUUUGAUUCGCUCCUUCACUGAGCGUUUUGAAGAAGACGCAGAGAAGCUGGAGGCCGAUCUCCUGGAGAUGAGCAAAAGAGACGCCCCCUGCUGGUGUUGAUGGGUGGUCCGUCUGAUCCAAAGGCCUCGAAGAUAUCAAUCUGAUUUGUUUUUCACUCAGCAAGCAACAGAUGAAAUAAAUGGUUUGUACUUUGAAUAAAGCCAUAAGACUUGUUCAGAUCUGCCAAAGUUUUCCUGCCAUGGUCCAACAUCAAAUUUAUGUUUCUGAAACAAGUUUCGUAUAAAUAAAUGAACUGAUAAGUA
This is a messenger RNA of Cheilinus undulatus (humphead wrasse), 2610 nucleotides long. It is a transcript of the gene dpp3, whose product is annotated as dipeptidyl-peptidase 3. The record is from RefSeq and is a predicted model, not a curated record. Lineage: Eukaryota; Metazoa; Chordata; Actinopteri; Labriformes; Labridae. The coding region runs from base 32 to 2407 and encodes 791 amino acids. Gene Ontology annotation, cellular component: cytoplasm. Gene Ontology annotation, molecular function: dipeptidyl-peptidase activity; metalloexopeptidase activity. Gene Ontology annotation, biological process: proteolysis. The transcript is spliced from 19 exons.